AUCAACCAGAUAGACAUGAUUGUUUGGUUACUGAUUAGAGGAGAUGUUAUAACACUCAAUGAUAAAGCCUUACCUGUGAGCAAAGGGCCAGAGUCCUCCAUCCAUUCUGAGGGACACAGGCAACAGCACAGGGGUCUUUCCCCUCAGAUGAUGUUUUCUUACUCCCGUGAACAAUGGACACUGCUGUUUGCACGACAAUAACUUGAUGCUGUACAUAAUAAUCUUGGAGUUCACACGCUCUGCACUGUUCUGUGAUCUGUCAUUCGUAUUGUUUCCAGGGCAUCAUGAGUGUGGAAAAGAAGACGGCACAAGAGCCAUGCUGCUCCAAAUUAAAGAUGUUUUUGGCUGCCAUGUGUUUUGUGUACUUUGCCAAAGCAUUUCAGGGCAGCUACAUGAAGAGCUCUAUCACGCAGAUUGAGAGACGUUUUGACAUUCCCAGCUCACUGAUUGGAUUAAUUGAUGGAAGUUUUGAAGUUGGUAAUCUGUUGGUAAUAGCUUUUGUGAGUUACUUUGGCGCUAAGCUUCAUAGACCACGACUAAUAGGAGCUGGAUGUUUAAUUAUGGCCUUGGGAUCCUUCAUAACUGCGUCACCACAUUUCUUCCAAGGACUGUACAAAUAUGAGACAACAGUGUCACAUUUCUCUUCCUCUAAUGGUACAGAGCGUAUUCUACCAUGUUUAACCAAUGGGAGUCUUGCACAAGAUGAAAUUCCCACAUUGGAAACUCAAGCAGAAUGUGAGAAAGCAGCCAGUUCUUCCUUGUGGAUCUAUGUGUUUCUUGGGAACAUGCUCCGUGGGGUAGGAGAGACACCCGUCAUGCCUCUUGGGUUGUCUUAUCUAGAUGAUUUUUCAAGGGAGGAAAACACUGCUCUUUACAUGGCUCUCAUACAGACUGUGGGAAUAAUGGGCCCCAUGUUUGGAUUCAUGUUAGGAUCUUUCUGUGCCAAGCUGUAUGUGGACAUAGGAGCAGUGGACUUAGAUACCAUUUCCAUCAACCACAAAGACUCACGUUGGGUUGGUGCCUGGUGGCUUGGCUUUUUGUUAACUGGUGGAGUGAUGUUACUUGCUGGAAUUCCAUUUUGGUUCCUUCCCAAGUCUCUUCCUAAGCAGGGUGAGACUGAAACUGAAAAAAAAUCUAAUGAGGGUGAGCAGGACCAUUUCAUUCCCGACAACAAGCACAGUGAUGCUCCCGACAAACCAGUUCCGGUCACCAUGGCAGCUCUGGCUAAAGAUUUUCUACCAUCACUGAAAAAACUCUUCAGCAACACAAUUUACUUGCUCCUUGUAUGUACUGCAUUUGUGCAAGUCAAUGGUUUUAUAGGAAUGAUCACAUUUAAGCCAAAGUUUAUGGAGCAAAUUUAUGGCCAGUCAGCAUCGAGGGCCAUAUUUUUGAUAGGCAUUAUGAAUCUACCAGCUGUGGCUUUGGGAAUUGUCACAGGUGGGUUUAUAAUGAAGAAGUUCAAACUGAAUGUCCUCGGAGCAACCAAGAUCUGCAUUGGAACAUCUCUUCUGGCUUUCUCUACACUGCUUAUUCAGUAUUUCCUGCAGUGUGACAACACACAAGUGCCAGGACUUACAUUGUCAUAUCAAGGGGUUCCUCAGGUGUCCUAUCAGCAGAAUACACUAAUUUCUCCAUGUAACAUGGGUUGCUCCUGCUCUCUCAAACAUUGGGAUCCCAUAUGUGCCAGCAAUGGCUUGACCUAUGCCUCCCCCUGCCUUGCUGGCUGCCAAAGCUCCACUGGUGACGGCAAGAAUAUGGUAUUCCACAACUGCACCUGUAUUGGAGAUUCGCCUUUCCCGUAUGCAAACAUGUCAGCAGUGCUGGGCCAAUGCCCUCGCAAGAGUGAUUGUGACUUCAUGUUUAAGCUGUACAUGGGAGUGACAGUCAUUGGUGCCUUUCUCUCGGCUUGUGGGGCUACACCAGGUUACAUUAUUCUGCUCAGAUCCAUAAAUCCAGAACUAAAGUCUUUGGCUCUUGGUAUUUAUACUUUGAUUGUUCGGACUCUGGGUGGCAUUCCCCCUCCAGUCUACUUCGGAGCCCUUAUUGACAGGGCCUGUUUGAAAUGGGGCACAAAACAAUGUGGAGGGAGAGGAGCGUGUCGUAUCUAUGAUUCUGGUUCCUUCAGAAAUGCUUUCUUGGGUCUUAUAUAUGGCCUGUAUUCCUUGUCCUACAUAUUGUGGGGAGUCGUGUACAUUAGACUGUCUCAUCGUGAAAAGAAACUUGCACUAAAGAACCAAUUAAAAGCUCCAGAACAGGAUGCCAAUGAUGUUUCUGUUGGCAAUGGGAAUGUGUCUUCAGCCAUUGUAAAAUGCAGUGAAAACCCAGACCAGGAGACCACUAUCUAAAGUUAUGCUUUCAAAUUCAAAUGUGUGUAUUGCACCAAAAAGUUCAAAUGCAAAAAAAUGCCAUCUGAAAUUUUCAUCUAAAACUAGCAUUUUAUCAGGCUUCUAUGUUUAGAUUCAGUAAUUUUACUGUAAUGGCAAUGCAUAGGUCAUUUUCUAUGCAGUAACAUUGAAAUAGCUGAACAUAAAUAUAGGAGCCUGAUAAAAAUGCUAUUCUUUGGACAAAAUUUCAGAUGGCUCUUAGAGGCUUUUACAUCUGAACUCUUAAAGUGUCAAAGGAGAUUUCCAUAUCCAUGUAAAAUGUAAAGGUUUUGGCCAUGAAACUGUGAUAAUUUGUACAUUUACUGAUUAGAUAUACAUAUAUUUGUAUUUGUUAUUUUUUACACAUUUAAAGAAUAGCAUUUAAGUAGUAUCAGAACUAGAAAGUAAUGUAUUAUACUCAAAGAAAAUGUUACUUAUGCAUAACAUGGUUCAUUAGAGCUGAACAUUGUUACAUAAUAUUAUAUGCUAUCAUGUCAGAACAUUGUAAGCUCACUGUUUCAUAUGAAUUUCUUGUCAUGUCAUAAUGAUAUAGUUUGUGGUCACAUAUAUCUUCACACUUUGUUUUUCAUAUAUAUAUAUAUAUAUAUAUAUAUAUAUGUGUGUGUGUGUGUGUGUGUGUGUGUGUGUGUGUGUGUGUGUGUGUGUGUGUGUUGUUUUGUAAAGCAUAGUGAAUUUCUGGGUGGAACUGAAGGCAACUGAAAGUAACUGUUUGUAAAGUACAUGGAACAAUGGUGUGUUUGGAAAAAUUACUUAUGAACUGAUGAUUUAUGAUACUUAAAACCCCUAUGAAGUAAACAAAGUAAAAGAUUAGUAAAAACAUUCUUUUUAAUAGCAACAUCAGCCAAUAUGCAUGGGCACACCAUUACUUUAUACAAAUUUAAGCAUUCAUUUUUAUAAAAUUUUCUUGAAAUAAUAAAAGUUUUACAUGUAGAAGAA
Messenger RNA from Carassius auratus (goldfish), 3320 nucleotides. RefSeq names its product solute carrier organic anion transporter family, member 1D1 (gene slco1d1). Gene Ontology annotation, molecular function: protein binding; bile acid transmembrane transporter activity. NCBI's taxonomy places the organism in Eukaryota, Metazoa, Chordata, Actinopteri, Cypriniformes, Cyprinidae. Gene Ontology annotation, biological process: bile acid and bile salt transport; sodium-independent organic anion transport; transmembrane transport. The transcript is spliced from 15 exons. Bases 285 to 2345 code for a protein of 686 amino acids. Gene Ontology annotation, cellular component: basolateral plasma membrane. The record is from RefSeq and is a predicted model, not a curated record.